Molecule: messenger RNA, 1542 nt
Organism: Miscanthus lutarioriparius
Lineage: Eukaryota; Viridiplantae; Streptophyta; Magnoliopsida; Poales; Poaceae
Source: the annotation of a GenBank genome assembly
AUGGCGUCGCCGUGGGUCUCCUUCCUCGAGCUCUGCCUCUCCUUCCUCUGCUUCGUGGUCUUCUACUACUUCCACAUCAGAUCCAAGCGGAAGAACCCUGCCAUCCCGCUGGACUGGCCGUUGGUGGGCAUGCUCCCGGCCCUCCUCGGCAACCUCCACCACCUCCACGACUGGAUCACCUCCCUCCUGGUAGCCAGCCCGCUCAACUUCCUCUUCACCGGCCCGCCGCGCUCCGGCAUGCAGUUCUUCGUCACCGCCGACCCUGCCAACGUUCGCCACGUCUUCACCUCCAACUUCGCCAACUACCCCAAGGGCCCCGAGUUCGAGGAGAUCUUCGACGUCCUCGGCGGCGGCAUCUUCAACGCGGACGGCGAGUCGUGGCGCCGCCAGCGCGCCAAGGCGCAGCUGCUCAUGUCCAGCGCCUCGUUCCGGGCCUUCGUGUCCCGGUACAGCCGCGCCAAGGUGGACACCGCCCUGCUCCCGCUGCUCUCCCACUUCGCUAGCACAGGGAAGGCGUUCGAUCUCCAGGACGUGUUCCUCCGGCUGACGUUCGAUACCACGACGACGCUGGUGUUCGGCGUCGACCCCGGGUGCCUGUCCGUCGGCCUGCCGGAGGUGCCGUUCGCGCGCGCCAUGGACGACGCCAUGAACGUGCUCCUCCUCCGCCACGUCGUCCCGAUGACGUGGUGGAAGCUGGCGAGGAGGCUCCGGAUCGGGCACGAGCGCAAGAUGGCGGAGGCGUGGCGCACCAUCGACCAGUUCGUCGCCGACACGAUCGCCAAGCGGCGCGCCGAGAAGGCAAGGCACGGCAUCAGGGACUCGGCGGACCUGCUGUCGUCCUACAUAAACGACGACGAGGACACUGCGGUGGAUAAGUUCCUGCGCGACACGACCAUCAACCUCAUGCUGGCCGGCCGCGACACGACGGGCUCGGCGCUGUCCUGGUUCUUCUACCUCCUGACGCGGAACCCGCGCGUGGUGGCCAAGAUACGGCAGGAGCUGGAGUCCGUCAAGAGCAAGAGCAGCACCGCUGACGCGGACGGCGGCGGCAUGGUGACCUUCGACGACCCGGACGAGCUGAGCCGGCUGACGUACCUGCACGCGGCGCUGUGCGAGUCGCUGAGGCUGUACCCGCCGGUGCCGCAGGAGCUGAAGGAGGCGGCGGCGGCGGACGUGCUGCCGAGCGGGUACGAGGUGCGGCCCGGGGACAAGAUCCUGGUGUGGCUGUACGCGAUGGGGAGGAUGGAGGACGUGUGGGGCAGCGACUGCCGGGAGUUCAGGCCGGAGCGGUGGAUUGCGGAGGACGGCAGGGUGCGGUACGUGCCGUCGUACAGGUUCAUGUCCUUCAACUCGGGGCCCCGGACCUGCCUCGGCAAGGACAUGGCGUUCGUGCAGCUCAAGGCGGCGGCGGCCGCCGUGGUCAGCAACUUCGACGUGGAGGCAGUGCCGGGGCACGUCGUGGAGCCCAAGCUGUCCAUCAUACUUCACAUGAAGAAUGGCUUCAUGGCAACGGUCAAGAGAAGGCGCCUGGCGCUUGCUUAG